UCCCUUUAUGAUUUUUGUUUUCUAUUUUAAACAGUACUUUCUCUACAACAGAAGAAUCUGAAAAAGACACCUGCAGCCUUCUCGGUGAAUAUUUGAGAAUUGUUGCUAACAUAGGGUUAUGUCCUCCUUCAUCUUUGUUGCAUAUUUUAUCCAAAGUAUAAGUCUCAGCUAAAAAGAAAACAGAAUUCUACAAAGUAUGAAAUCAAAGGUACCAUCAUUUCAAAUUUUACCUCAGGGUGUUCGCAGCCUUUGCCACGCCGCCGCCGCCGCACUCCAACGCCAGCGCUGCCUAUCGCUUGCUGAGCUCCAGCUGAAGGAGAAGGGGGGUAAAUAAGGAGGUGCCCACGCCAUGCCUCAUACAAAGCAGUCUGUCCGCAAAUCCACCGGUGGUAAAGCACCCAGGAAACAACUGGCUACAAAAGCCGCUCCCAAGAGUGCGCUCUCUACUGGAGGGGUGAAGAAACCUCAUCGUUACAGGCCUGGUACCGGGGCACUCGGUGAAACCAGAUGCUAUCAGAAGUUCACUGAACUUCUGAUUUGCGAGCUCCCCUUUCAGCGUCUGGUGCGAGAAAUUGCUCAGGACUUCAAAACAGACCUGCGCUUCCAGAGUGCAGCUACUGAUGUUUUGCAGGAGGCAAGUGAGGCCUAUCUGGUUGGCCAUUCUGAAGAUACCAACCUGUGUGUUAUCCAUGCCAAACAUGUAACAAUUAUGUCAAAAGAUAUCCAGCUAGCACACCACAUACGUGGAGAACAUGCUUAA
This is a messenger RNA of Rattus norvegicus (Norway rat), 760 nucleotides long. The record is from RefSeq and is a predicted model, not a curated record. Lineage: Eukaryota; Metazoa; Chordata; Mammalia; Rodentia; Muridae.